AGUGCCCACGGACAGGACUCCAGCUCCUCUCUAUUGUAUCUAUCUGAAAUCUACAUUUCUGAGUUUGACGGUGUGGAAAAGGAAGAAGAAAAAUAUGAGGAGUGUUUUUAUGCGCACAUUGUAAGGCUUGGCUUUGUGAAAUUUUUGUGAGAAUUUUUGGAAUCUCUGCAUUUGGCUUUUCAUUAUGGAUCGUUCUUUUCUAUUACGGUUCUUCGAUUCUUUUCUAUUACGGUUCUUCGAUCUCACUUUGGAAAGACAACUGCAUACAGUAUCCCGGGAUGGUCCUAGUGACACAUUGAAGAGAAAAAUUUCUUCAUUAGAGAAGAAGAGGAAAAGCAAGAGCCCUAGAAAAAAUCAACUUUUUGUGGAAGUUCCUGAACCAGGAACUUACCUUGAUACAGCAACUAUGCCGAUGAUACUAACUGCAGUGGGAGUUGCACUCUUUGCAAAGCUCCUGAUGAUGCUUGAUGAGUCCAAGUCUCAGGAGAUGAUUGAGCGGAAAAUAAAGAAUGCCCCUGCUGGUCAGGGAACUGUUAGGAUGCUCACUCGUGAGGAGUGGGAAGAAAUUCAGGAAGUACGGCCAAGAACUCCAUUUGAAUCUAAGCUUGCUCGUCCAAAUGCACGAAUAAGGACUGGGGAACCAUUGCACUUGGUAAAAUCAAAACUUAAUCUAUUUCUUUCCCUUUCUUGGUUUAAACUAUUUGAAAAAAUAUUACGUACCCUUCAGUGGACAAAAGCAAAACCUAUACUUAUUCAAAAUUUUAUGGACUUUCACUCCCCAAAGGAAGCCUUCUGCCUUCAAGUGCAAGUCUAACACUUGGUAGUUCGCAGUUGAAUGAUUUCAUGUUUUUAUUGUAGCUUCAUUUCAUACUUUCAUGCAUUAUUAUGUAAUCCAGCAUAUCGUCUAUGCUAUCCUUGUACUUUAGUUACUAGGUAAUAAGGUUAGUUCAUUUAGGAGGAGCCAAAGUGAUGCAGAACGGGAAAGAAGUAUGAAAAAGAAAAGAGAAUUUGGAGACAGAAAUUUCAAUAUCUGAAUAAUAUAAUAAUCAGUUCAAUACUCUAUGUAAUCGAAAAAUUAUACCCCUAUUUAUCCAUAAAAUCUAUAAUAGAAAUGAAAGGAAAUUUUCGUAGUUUAAAACUAAUAAUAUGGAAAAUGUUAGUCCUAUAGUAAUGUAUGUGCUAACUUGAACUAAUCACGCUAUACGAACAGGUUCAGUGA
This is a messenger RNA of Olea europaea var. sylvestris, 1219 nucleotides long. RefSeq lists its product as uncharacterized. The transcript is spliced from 3 exons. NCBI's taxonomy places the organism in Eukaryota, Viridiplantae, Streptophyta, Magnoliopsida, Lamiales, Oleaceae. The coding region runs from base 185 to 814 and encodes 209 amino acids. The record is from RefSeq and is a predicted model, not a curated record.